Messenger RNA from Trichosurus vulpecula (common brushtail), 1560 nucleotides. RefSeq names its product tetraspanin 9 (gene TSPAN9). Bases 641 to 1360 code for a protein of 239 amino acids. Gene Ontology annotation, cellular component: membrane. The transcript has 12 exons. The record is from RefSeq and is a predicted model, not a curated record. NCBI's taxonomy places the organism in Eukaryota, Metazoa, Chordata, Mammalia, Diprotodontia, Phalangeridae.
GGCUGGAGCGGGAGUCUGGGCGGCGGCUGGAAGCUUCAUUCCAGCCCCCCCAACCCCCACUCCUCCGCCCGCCGGGAGGCCGGGGCCCCGGCUCGGCCAGGGCGGCGGCGGGGCUGGGGCGCUGGCCCCAGGGCCGGCCGAGCGGGCAAAGUUGCGGAGACUCCGGCAGCCCCUGAAGAAGGAGGGGCGGGGAGGGCCGGUGCGGGCCGGCCAGCCCGGACGGAGCCUUCACCCUGCCCGGCCAGCGGGGCCACGACAGGGAGAGGAGGGAGCGGAAGACACCCAGAUUGCCUAUUGUCUGUAAGCAGCCAAGAAGUUUGCAGGAGGACAAGAGAAGACAGAAUCACAGAUCUCACAGUUGGAAAGGACCUCAGAGGCCGACUAGCUUAAACUGCACCCAAACAAGAGUUAUAUCUCAACAAGAGGUCAUCCAGACUUUGCUCCAAGACCUACAGAGAAGAAGCAGAAGGUAUCAAGACUAGAUUUGCAUCAUAGAAGGAAACUGCACUCCUUACUUCACCACCCAUCCUGCUUCCAGCUCAACUCCUGAAACCAUCGUCCAGGAAAGCAGCUCCUGUGGAGAAAGGGCCAGCCGUCUCUACCAGCUGUCAUCUUUGGAGCAGAAUUUAAGAAGUGCAACAUGGCCAGAGGCUGCCUCUGCUGUUUGAAAUACAUGAUGUUCCUGUUCAAUUUGAUAUUUUGGCUGUGUGGCUGCGGGCUGUUAGGGGUGGGCAUCUGGCUCUCCGUUUCCCAGGGAAACUUCGCCACCUUUUCCCCCAGCUUCCCCUCACUGUCAGCAGCCAAUUUGGUCAUCGCUGUUGGCACUGUUGUCAUGGUGACCGGCUUCCUGGGCUGUCUGGGAGCCAUCAAGGAAAACAAAUGUCUCCUUCUCAGUUUUUUCAUCGUCCUGUUGGUCAUCCUCCUGGCAGAGCUGAUCUUACUCAUUCUGUUUUUUGUCUACAUGGACAAGGUGAAUGAUAAUGCCAAGAAGGAUCUGAAAGAAGGGCUGCUCCUGUAUAACACGGAGAAUAAUGUUGGACUGAAGAAUGCCUGGAAUAUCAUUCAAGCUGAGAUGCGAUGCUGUGGUGUCACAGACUUCACAGACUGGUUCCCUGUGCUGGGAGAGAAUACGGUUCCUGACCGCUGUUGCAUGGAGAAUUCCCAGGACUGUGGGCGCAAUUCCACCACCCUUGUGUGGAAAACAGGCUGUUACGAGAAGGUAAAGACAUGGUUUGAUGACAACAAGCACGUUUUGGGCACGGUGGGGAUGUGCAUUCUCAUCAUGCAGAUUCUAGGCAUGGCCUUCUCCAUGACACUCUUCCAGCAUAUCCACCGGACUGGUAAAAAAUAUGAUGCCUAAGCCAACUGGCUGGGAGUGCCAUCCAUACUCUCUCUACACCAGGGAAGAAUUGUGCUUUUGUAGCCUCCUGAACACCAGACUGCCAUCCCUUCCUUGUAUAACUCAACCCUGUUCUGUCCAGCAGAUCAACGCCCCCACCCUUCCUGAAUCAUCCAUACACUUCUUUGUUGGGUGGGUAGGGUGGGUAGGGAGAAUGGGAA